Molecule: messenger RNA, 3460 nt
Organism: Strongylocentrotus purpuratus (purple sea urchin)
Lineage: Eukaryota; Metazoa; Echinodermata; Echinoidea; Camarodonta; Strongylocentrotidae
Product: F-box/LRR-repeat protein 20-like
Exons: 14
Coding region: 119-1414 (431 amino acids)
Biological process (GO): SCF-dependent proteasomal ubiquitin-dependent protein catabolic process
Cellular component (GO): SCF ubiquitin ligase complex
Molecular function (GO): protein binding
Source: RefSeq, a predicted model, not a curated record
AUUCCCAUAGAUCUACAUAACUUUGUUAUGGUCAUUGUUAUGGUUCGUGAGUUAAUGUGAUGUUCAGGCAUACUGUUCUAACUUUAGUCACCUUGCAUUUGCCCUGAACAGCGCAAAUAUGACGAGUAGUGUGAGGAGUAGAAGUGAGAUUCGGACGGAAGAGGAGGCUAUGAUUAACCAAAGGUUACCUAAGGAAGAUAUACUUAGGGUAUUUUCGUAUCUUGAUGUAGUCAGCCUGUGUAGAUGUGCACAAGUAUCAAAGUCCUGGAAUAUUCUUGCUCUAGAUGGCAGCAACUGGCAGAAAGUGGAUUUAUUUAACUUCCAGACAGAUAUAGAGGGGCCAGUUGUGGAGCACAUAUCAAAACGAUGUGGAGGCUUUCUCAAGAACCUUAGUUUACACGGAUGCAAGAGUGUCACUGACGAUGCCUUGAACACAUUUGCAGACAACUGCAGAAAUAUAGAAGUACUGAACUUAGAAGACUGUAAACGAAUUACAGAUCAUACAGCGCAGAGUCUUAGCAGAUAUAGCAAGAAGCUUAGCCAGUUGAAUAUGGUAUCCUGCACAGCAAUCACAGACAAUGCGCUCAAGUCUCUCAGUGAUGGCUGCCAUCUUCUAAGUCAUCUCAAUAUCUCGUGGUGUGACCAAAUUAGCGACAAUGGCAUCGAAGCCCUGGUCAGAGGUUGUUCUCACAUCAAGGUCCUUAUCCUCAAGGGUUGUCAUUCGAUAACAGACGAGGGUAUCACACACAUAGGCAGCCAUUGUAAGAAUCUAACCACACUUAAUGUCCAAGGUUGUGUACUCAUCAGUGAUGAUGGUAUGAUAGCUCUAGCCAAGGGUUGUAGAACGUUGCAAUCACUGUGUGUAUCAGGCUGCACUCACCUUACAGAUAACACACUCAGUGCAUUUAGUCAAUUUUGUCCUAAAAUCAAAACGUUAGAGGUGUCAGGUUGUUCACAAUUCACAGACAACGGCUUCCAAGCCCUAGCCAGGACAUGUAUAGACCUAGAAAGAAUGGAUCUAGAAGAAUGUGUUCUUAUUACAGACACUGCAUUAAGUUAUCUAGCUUUAGGAUGCCCCAUGCUACAGAAGCUGACAUUAUCCCAUUGUGAGCUGAUCACAGACGAAGGCAUCCGUCACAUCGGUACUAGCGGCUGCUCUACAGAACACCUCCAGGUCAUCGAGCUGGACAACUGUCCUCUUAUCACAGACUCCUCACUAGAACACUUGAUGGGUUGCCAAGGGUUACAGCGGAUAGAGCUGUAUGACUGUCAGCUCAUUACUAGGGCUGGCAUCAGGAGACUAAGGACUCAGCUGCCUAACGUGAAGGUCCAUGCCUACUUUGCACCUGUCACGCCUCCUCCAUCAGUGGGCGGAGUCAGACCCCGGUACUGUAGAUGUUGUACUAUAUUGUAGAGACUUCUUGACCGGUGCAGUCUGUCCACUGAACAUUUAACCAGCACAUGCAGUCUCUGACUGAACGCUUGACCAGUGCUGACUGUAGCCACUGAAUGCUUGACCAUCCACUCCUUGCUCACAUAGAAUGGAACAUGAACCAUGGAGACGGAGAAGGGUUGCUCCCCUAACAGUGCUUUGAUGCGUGAGUAAUACUGAAAUCGGGCUACUAAGACUCUAUUAAAGCAGAAGGCCUGAAGCCAGACCAGAUGAUUUUCUCGCUACUUGGAUGCGUGCAGUUCCCGACCCAGUGGCCCUGAUACAGAAGGAGAGGCUGUGUUACCAUAAAUUUUCUUAGAAGGUUCUGGAGGUACGCAUCUGUGGUCAUUCACCACAAGCCUGGGUUAUUCAGUGCAUGACAUCAAUAGCUAAUAGUUAUCGCAGUUCUCAUUCUGUUGCUCUCAUAGAGUGUAGCUCUGUACUGUUGAUUGUCUUGGGAAAGGUUUUUCUAAAUCUCUUCAUUGUAACAUGUACAUUUCAAAGUGUAGUGCCAUGUUUGGCAUUACUGGAACUCUCAAAGGAAGAUUUUGGGGCUAUUGGAGAGUAUUUAUACAAGUUUGUGUAGGCCAGUUAUGACAUAUGACUGAAAAGAAUUUUGAAUGUUUAACCUAUAUACCCAUAUCUGCCCAAGCACUAACUGUACAUUGUACACAAACCUUUUAUUACCCAUACCCUUUUGUGUGUAUUCAUUAAUUUUCAGUACUGUCUGUAAGGCAACUCCACAUACCAAAUAUCUUGUUAUAAACACAUUGAUUUGUUUCUAUUAUUUGCACAGCUAAUGUCACACCACAAACUGUUCUCAAAUGCGUACAUACCGGCAAAGGCACACUUUUAAAUCCAAAAUGUAAUGAAAAGUGUACAUUUUCUAUUUUUGCAUUGUAGGCACUGCCCCCAUCAGGAUUUGACAAAUUGGCGUUCUGCCCAAUAUGAAUUGUUGAAACUCAAAUAAUGAUCAUGUGAUUCUGACAAGGUCUUUACCGUAUGCUUCCGUUGGGGUGGUCCACAAACAAAUAUUCAUACACGUAAAAUUUGGACUUGGAAGGAGUAUGAACUGAUAUGUGUGAAGCACAAAGUCCUUAGUGGCUGGGUUACAGUGCUUGCUUUUAAAAGAGCUCUAUGACUCUUAGAUGCACUCUGGUCCAUACUUUUAACAUUUUCAAACACAUUUUAUAACUAAUAUUUUGUUUAUAAUUUUCAAACCUGUACCCCAAAAAAGUCAAGCUGUUGUUGCAUGUUUAAUCCCCUUGUGGACCACCUUGCUUCUGUAAUAUCCAAACUUUAAAAGGGUUAUAGCAGGAAAUGGGAAUAAUGUCAUGUCUAGUAAUGCAAGAAAGGAACUUCUUAUAAUCAUGUAUAGAUAAUACAUUAAUUAUAACUGCAUCAUUGAUGGACUUCAAUUAUUUUUUUGAAAUGUACAUUCAUUUAACAUUUGAUACACUGAUUUUGAUAGCUCUGUAAGUUUGAACACUGCAAUAAUCCUCAGUUUAGUACAUUUGUCUUCAUAUGGUGUAUGCGCACAUAUCAUUAUUUUUAGAUGUUGCAGUAUGCCAGACUUACAUGUGGGUGUAGGCGUAUUCUCGAUAAAGCUUCACUGCAUGUGAAUGAAGAGUAUGUUGACAGCUUUGCCUGAUAUGAAAGAAAAAGACAGGUACAUUCAUCAAGGUUUUAGGGUUUUCUUCAAGUAGCAUCUGACUGUUGGUUCUGUUUAAAUUGACCAGUUUUGAUGGGAGAUUGUUUGAUUGACCAAAGUACUGAAUCUUGGAGCGUUUUUUUUUUCAGGGGUUGAAUAAAGACUAGGCUGCAGCUCUAUUAUAUGCAUCAUACAUUAAAGCAUACUAGGUUUACUCAAGACGUGGAUGUCAUCUGCUUGGGCAGUAACUGAAAAGGAUUGGGCCAUUCAAUUCAUAUCUACAUGGUAUUGCAAUGUAUAACCUCUGCUGUUUGAUAGAUCAUGUUAUGCAAACUCUUCAUAAGAAUGAGGGAGAAAAUGUGUGAACAAAUAUUCCU